AUGACCCCCUUCGCCCUCGCCCUCGCUGUUGCCGCCGCAGCGGCGCCCCUCGCCCGCGCCGGUGUCUACCCCAUCGCCGAGUCCAUGGCCGGCGACAACUUCCUACAGGGGUGGAACUGGCCCGACAGCUUCUACGACAACACCACCAGCGGCGAGGUGUUCUGGUAUGGUACCGCUGAGUGGAACAACUCGCAACCUCUUAUUUAUAAGACGGCGCGGAACACCACGAUCAUGAAGGUCGACGACACCUCGACUGUCGUCGCCAACCCGUGGCACACGACCAAGCGCUUCGCACCACGCCUUCUCAGCAAGCGCGCGUAUGGGGUCGGCACCGUCUGGGUCCUAGACGCGAUCCACAUGCCUUACGGCUGCAGUGUGUGGCCCGCGUUCUGGACUGUCGGCCCAGACUGGCCCGUUGGCGGUGAGAUCGACAUCAUGGAGGGUAUCCACCACCAGGCUGUCAACCAGAUGGCUCUCCACUCGGCAGAGGACGGCUGCUACGCCCCACAGACUAACCAGGCCCUUAUGACGGGUAACUGGGGCUCGCACAACUGCUCCAUUGGCUACUCGUACGGCUCGGGGUGCACGGCCCGCGACACCGACCCCGCGUCGUACGGUGCCGCCUUCGCCGCUGCCGGUGGUGGCGUCUACGUUGCCGAGUGGGCCGCGGAUGCCAUCAAGAUCUGGUUCAUCUCGCGCCCCAAUGUGCCCGCGGCUCUGACUGCCAACGCCAAGACGAUCGACACGAGCAUUCUCGGCACCCCCACUGGCUACUGGGGCAACAAGGACUGCACCUUUACCCGUUACUUCGGCCCCCAGACCAUGAUUCUCCAGACAACUCUGUGCGGUGUCUGGGCUGGUCUUGCCAGCACACUCGCUUCGAACGGAUGCCCUGCCUACCCUUCCGGCGAGGACUGCUACACGACCUAUGUCCAUGGUGACGGCUCCAACUACCGCACCGCCUACUAUGAGAUUAACUACGUGAACAUUUUCAGCGCAGAGGUUUCGACUACACCUGGUGUUGAAGGCGGUCUCCCCGCCGACGGCCCCGUCGCUGGUAACAACAACCUCGGCCGCCAGCAGACCACCGCGGUCACUUCUUCCAUCAUGACCAAGUCGGACGGCGCCACCUCCCUCGUCCCGGUUACCGUCACCCAGAACAUCCCCGACGUGUCGGCUGCUCCUACUGCCGCCCAGAGCGCGCGCAGCCGUGCCGAGUCGCUCGUGGGUUCCGCCUUUGCCUUUGCUGCCUUUGCCAGCAUUGUCGCGGCUCUCCUUUAGAUUAGAAGCAAAGCUGCGAGCGCGGUGGUCUGAUGUAGGGCUGGCGGCGAAUCGCCAGCGGACGGACACGUUAAUAGGACAAUUGUCACGAUCAUGUGCGUAUGGAUAUCUGUU
This is a messenger RNA of Cutaneotrichosporon oleaginosum, 1395 nucleotides long. RefSeq lists its product as uncharacterized. The record is from RefSeq and is a predicted model, not a curated record. Gene Ontology annotation, molecular function: hydrolase activity, hydrolyzing O-glycosyl compounds. Gene Ontology annotation, biological process: glucan catabolic process. NCBI's taxonomy places the organism in Eukaryota, Fungi, Basidiomycota, Tremellomycetes, Trichosporonales, Trichosporonaceae.